Messenger RNA from Conger conger (European conger), 1428 nucleotides. Its product is annotated as prostaglandin E2 receptor EP4 subtype-like. Gene Ontology annotation, molecular function: prostaglandin E receptor activity. Gene Ontology annotation, biological process: inflammatory response; negative regulation of inflammatory response; adenylate cyclase-activating G protein-coupled receptor signaling pathway. The transcript has 3 exons. The record is from RefSeq and is a predicted model, not a curated record. Lineage: Eukaryota; Metazoa; Chordata; Actinopteri; Anguilliformes; Congridae. Bases 1 to 1428 code for a protein of 475 amino acids. Gene Ontology annotation, cellular component: plasma membrane.
AUGAAUACUUCUGUUCAUACUGCGGAAACAAAUGUCUCAGAAUCGGAAUCUCUCAUCUUCGUACCGGACAACAGUACUUCUCUUUCACUAGUACUAGGGUCCCGCUCCGUAGCUACCUCCGCUACCAUGUUCGUGGUGGGAGUAUUGGGAAACCUCGUCGCUAUCGUGGUGCUCAGCAUCUCCAAGAAGGAACAAAAAGAAACAACCUUCUACACGCUGGUUUGUGGAAUGGCAAUAACGGACCUACUGGGGACUUGCUUCACUAGCCCGGUAGUUAUUGCUACGUACGUAAGGAAUAGAUGGCCCGGCGGGGAACCACUGUGCCACUUCUUCUCGUUUUCAAUGCUCUUCUUCGGGUCUGCUGGGAUGUCAAUAUUAUGUGCUAUGGCAGUAGAACGGUACCUUGCCAUUAACCACGCUUACUUUUACUCGCAAUAUGUGGACCGGACGAUGGGCAGGCUGGCGCUUAUGGCCACAUAUUUGGUCAAUAUUGUACUGUGUGUAAUGCCAAGCUUCGGAUUCGGGGAACACGUCAAACACUCGCCGGGAACUUGGUGUUUUCUGGACUGGCGGGCGAUGACACCCCUUGCCGCUUCAUACACAUUUUUGUACGGAGGAUUCAUGCUGGUGUUGAUAGCGGUGUCUGUCUUAUGCAACUUCGCCGUGUGUAGAUCUUUGGUGCGAAUGAACCAGCGGACCCGGCUCGUGAAAGCAGAGGCAUUCGGAAAACAAGGGGGAUCGAGGCGAAGGUUUCCAAAGAUUCCAUCAGUCACAGCCGCAGAAAUGCAGAUGUUUUGGCUGUUGCUCCUAAUGACAACUGUAUUCUUGGCGUGUUCCAUUCCUUUAGUGGUGCGGAUCUUUGCAAAUCAGAUAUUCGGCCCUGCCCAGUUAUCAUCUGGAGGAAAAGUGGACUACCGCAAGGAUCUUCUAGCAAUACGCUUCGCCUCCUUUAACCCCAUCCUGGAUCCAUGGGUUUACAUUCUGUGCCGGAAGAACCUCCUCAUUAAGGGUUGCGAAAGAUUCAAAAUGACAAUCGGGGCAGAAAGGGACAGAAACAGGCGUAAAGUCGGCUGGGUAAGUGGCACACAAACGCCCCCUUCAGGUGCAAACAGCAACACCACCAGUUACGCAUCCAUAGCAACGGGAAACUAUGGACAGGACGCGGGAAAACCGAUAAUCUCCAGGACUAAAUCGUUUACCGAUUUCACCUUACAGCAGCACUGGGACUUCCAUACUGCACAACCAAGCUUUCAUCCUUUCAGUGUCGAACAGACGGCCGAUUGUGGUUCUGUGAAACUGCUGCCCCCUGCCCGGCGCACUGCUCACUCUGGUGCACUGGGGCCCCUGCACGUCAAGGCCAGGGGAGCACCUCACGUCACGGCAGAGUGGAAACGCACAGCCGCCUCGCCCGUUAGCCCGUUAGCCUAG